Messenger RNA from Rodentolepis nana, 2280 nucleotides. The record is from the annotation of a GenBank genome assembly. NCBI's taxonomy places the organism in Eukaryota, Metazoa, Platyhelminthes, Cestoda, Cyclophyllidea, Hymenolepididae.
AUGGCUUGUGAUAAUACGAAAUUAUGGCGACUGUCACAAGAACCAAAAUUAAAAUUAGAUCCUUCUAUCUUUUCCUCACAAACCCACAACUGUAUAUUGCCUUCCCAUACGAGUCAAGAAUCAACCCAUGCCAAAAAUGGUGACGCUCCAGUUGACCCUUCUCCAGUUUCACAUUUUGCUGGUAAAUCAUUUUACCAGUGUUCACCAGCCAAACGUUUUCCCAGAACAGUUCGGGAUCAACCUGGCCCGUCUAGACAAAAACAGAGCGAUUCUGAUUCUAUUAUGUACUAUUGUGAAUUAUGUCGAGUCAGCUGUGCUGGUAAAAUAUCCUUCGAGUGUCAUUUAGCUGGUAAAAGACACAAAAAGAUGGAGCUUACAAAACAAUCUACUGAGGAAGAGUGUAAUCCAAAGGAAAUGACCUGCUCUGUUUGCGAUGUGAAGUGUUCCGGUUUGGAGGCUUACAAUUCUCAUUUGCAGGGCAAACAACAUGCCAAGACAGUUAAACUACUGAAAUCUCGAGGUUGCAAGAUCCCAGAUGUCAAGCCUCAAACCUCCUCAAAUCAAUUAUCUAUGCCCUCCUCCAAAAUCGACCCAGAAAAUUACAUUAAGGAGUUCCAUUCGGGAAAAACUAAGCAAUUCUCUUGUCUUCUUUGCAAUUGCAUUUGCACCAAUAGUCAGCUCAAAGAGGCUCAUUUAGCGGGCAAAAAACACCAGACAGCUUUGCGCAAACUCAAGGAAUCCUUGGAAACCCCGACUGUUAAAGAUCCAUCUGAUUCUAAUCUCGAGCCCGAGAUCCCCACUGAACAUACUUCGCUUGCGCAACCUGAACCAAGUUCCUCAGAUUCUCAUUCUCCAAGUACAGAAAGACCUCAGAUACCUCCAACAGGAUUUGCUCGGCCCCCAGGACCUCGUAUGACUUCUUCACCUGGCCUGCCAACCUUAAUUAGCCUACCUCCACAUCUUCUUGCUGAUGAGCGCUAUAUGCAGACGAAAUUGAAGCAUAUUCUACCCUCAAAGGAAGAAAAUGAUGUAAUUCUCCUUUUUGAUUACUCUUCGUCAAUUGAUCCUGGAGUGUUGAUGGCCCUGACAGUUAAUGCCGUAUGCAGCGCCCUUCAGCAAAUCUUUGGAGUUGGAAGUAGUAGUGUUGAGGAUCUAUUGACUUCUGACGAGCUCAGUGGAGUUUAUCUGGUUGGACCUGUAGCUAUCGGACUGCAGUUAAGAGGUCAACUGAUCGCGGAUGUUGUUUUGGUCAUUCGACAGCCCCUCCUUCCAAAUUAUGCCGACAGGACGAGGAUGGAGCUGGAGGGUUUGCUUAAGAUUGCGUGCGUAAAUCAUCGUAUCACCGUGGUUACUGAAAAAGGGACUCAGCUGAUCGCUGAAAUUAGUCCAAAUCCGUCAUCUCCACAGCCUAGUACAUCUACAGCACCUGAACCUCUUAAUACAAGUUCUUCCUCUUCUGAUCCCCCAGUUGCCAGAAUUAGGAUUAGCUUUGCUUCUUUGUACGUCUCCUCUGUUCCGAAAAACGUCGUUAGUACAUAUCAAGCGGAGGCAGAACACCAUACAAGCCUUCCUGAUGGGUUAAUUAAUUUACGACAAACGGCCUGGCUUCAGAAAGCUCUCUCUGAACACCCGGACAAGACAGCCCUAUUGAACGUGGCUCGAUUGGUGCGGUGCUUAAUUCGGGAUUCCCGUCCGGUCCCUUGGGGUGAAUUCCCUGAUUAUGUAUUGCUUGUUCUUUUGGGCCAUUUAUCCUUCAUGGAUUUGCCACUUUCGAGUGGAUAUCGAAGUUCCGCUCUCCGUGUACGUCCAGGUCUACUCUUUCGUCGUCUUCUUGAAUCUCUUGCCUCGGGUAUUCUCAUCGAUCGUGACGGUGAGCUCUCUUCAAUGUCUGACCGUCCUGGAUCCGAUCUCCUGCUGUUGGAUCGAAUGAAAGCGUCUGAUCGAAUCGCCACCACUUCGGCUGCUCAAGAAGCACUGCGUUUAGUAGCUUUCAGGCAGAUUAAUAAGCUCCUGGAUCUACCCAGAUUUGUACCACCUUAUCAGCCAAAAAACGGGGUGAAGUCGCCGUCAACUACCUUGAAAACACAGAGUUCAUUGGCGUCUUUGGGCAAACGGAAGAUGAACGACAACGACGAUGCUCUGAAUGGGAGGAGUUGCGGCGAAGGUGGUGGCUGUGGUGGUGAUACCCCAUUCGUGGAUGAUCUACUCAUUUCAACAAGAGUAAUCAAACUUGAUGAGGAAGGAAACCAUGAUAUUGAAAAUGAUAGGAAGCUGGUUUGA